Molecule: messenger RNA, 312 nt
Organism: Cannabis sativa
Lineage: Eukaryota; Viridiplantae; Streptophyta; Magnoliopsida; Rosales; Cannabaceae
Exons: 1
Coding region: 1-312 (103 amino acids)
Molecular function (GO): zinc ion binding
Source: RefSeq, a predicted model, not a curated record
AUGGAGGAGGACUUGACAUUGCAUUUUGAAAAAGGUCGGUAUUUGAAUGUUGACUCAUGCAGACCUUACACGUUGCAGGUUCAUCCUGGAGGAAUAGUUCUGACCGGUGGCGUAGUGGACUUGCAGGAACAUACUUGCACUUGCGACUUGUUCCAGUGCAUGAAGUUUCCUUGUCCUCAUGCAUGUGCUGCAUCUCAGGAGCGAAGUAUUAGCGCGUACACACUAUGCUCGCCAUAUUACACGACAGAAUAUUGGAGGAGGACAUAUGAAGGAACAAUUAUGCCAGUUGGUGACGAGGAUGAUUGGGAAUGA